CCAAACAGAGCCGGAAGAAACAUGGAGGAACAAAGAGGGAUGACGACGGCUGCCCAGCGUCGCAUGAGGUCUAUUCAAGAUCACCUCAGCGGUGAUUCUCCGUCGACGACGGCUCAGCUGGUUCAGAGCCCCACCGCCGGCGAGUUUUUCUCAGAGCAGGGUUACAGUGUAGUGCUUCCCGAGAAACUGCAGACUGGCAAGUGGAAUGUUUACAAUUACAAAUGGAUGACAUUUGGAGAAGCAGGCACAGCAAGAAUAGCUAUAGGGGCCGGCCUAAUGAAUCAUGGAAUUGAGAAGGGUGCUCGUGUUGGAUUGUACUUUAUCAACAGACCAGAAUGGAUUAUUGUUGACCAUGCCUGCUCUGCAUACUCUUAUAUAUCAGUUCCAUUAUACGACACUCUCGGCCCGGAUGUUGUCAAGUACAUUGUAAAUCAUGCUGUUGUACAAGCUAUAUUUUGUGUGCCUGAAACACUGAAUUCUUUGCUGAGCUUUAUGUCCAAGAUUCCAUCUGUCCGUGUUAUUGUGGUUGUUGGGGGGAUCGAUGAUCAAGUGCCUUCUCUUCCAUCAUUAACUGGAGUUCAGGUUGUAACCUAUUCAAAACUGCUCACCCAGGCAUUAAUUUAUCUUUCACUAUCCUUUUUCUCCUUGAUAUAUGAGCUUCAUUCUAAGUUUACAUAUCAUAUCUACCUUUUGGCACACAUUUACGAGCUGGUAAAUCAGGUCUUGACGGCGCAUUUCGGAGUAGCUGUAGGAUUCUACCAGGGGGAUAACUUGAAACUGAUGGAUGAUCUGGCUGCACUUAGACCUACCAUAUUCUGCAGUGUCCCUCGACUGUUCAAUAGAAUAUAUGCGGGUAUUACCAACAUCGUGAAGAGUUCUGGUGGACUAAGAGAGAGGCUAUUCAAUGCUGCAUACAAUGCCAAAAAGCAGGCCUUACAGAAUGGCAAGAAUGCAUCUCCGAUGUGGGACAGAUUGGUGUUCAACAAGAUCCGAGAUAAACUUGGGGGACGAGUUCGGUAUUUUGUCUCGGGAGCUUCACCAUUGUCUCCUGAUGUCUUGGAGUUCAUGAAGAUCUGCUUUGGCGGAGAAGUUCUUGAAGGAUAUGGAAUGACAGAAACUUCAUGCGUCAUUAGCGUUAUAGAUUUAGGUGACAAUCAAGUAGGGCACGUUGGCUCUCCUAAUCCAGCUUGUGAAGUGAAGCUUGAGGAUGUUCCAGAAAGUGAUAAGCCCUAUCCACGUGGCGAAAUAUGUGUGAGGGGUCCCAUCGUCUUCCAAGGCUACUAUAAAGACGAAACUCAAACGAGAGAAGUGAUCGAUGGAGAAGGUUGGCUACACACUGGAGAUAUUGGACUAUGGUUACCAGGAGGACGUCUGAAGAUCAUUGACAGAAAAAAGAACAUUUUCAAGCUAGCACAAGGAGAGUACAUAGCUCCUGAGAAGAUAGAGAAUGUCUAUGCCAAGUGCAGAUUUGUUGCUCAGUGCUUCAUCUAUGGUGAUAGCUUCAACUCUUCUUUGGUAGCUGUUGUUGCUGUUGACCAAGACGUGUUGAGAGAUUGGGUUGCCUCUCAAGGCAUCAAGUUUGACAACUUGGAGCAACUAUGCAAUGAUCCACGAACAAAAGCAGUUGUGUUGUCAGACAUGGAUGCUAUUGGAAGAGAAGCUCAGCUUCGAGGGUUUGAGUAUGCGAAAGCUGUGAUGUUGGUGGGGGAACCGUUUACAUUGGAGAAUGGGCUUCUCACCCCAACAUUUAAGAUUAAGAGAGCUCAAGCAAAGGAAUACUUCCAGAGUGCCAUAACAGAAAUGUACCAAGGGCUUGUUGCAUCUGAAACGCCUGCUAAGUCGGCAUUGUGA
Messenger RNA from Linum tenue, 1851 nucleotides. Lineage: Eukaryota; Viridiplantae; Streptophyta; Magnoliopsida; Malpighiales; Linaceae. The record is from the annotation of a GenBank genome assembly.